UGGUUUUAAUAACAAGAAACGAGGUGGCACACAACUAUUUUUUUAAAUGCCAAACGCUUUUGCUAUUAUAAAUAGUUAUCAUGACUCUCGAAUUCAUUCACCUCGUUCAAGUACAAACAAGCGAGUUGAAGAAAACUGGUGGGUGUGUGUUAUCUGCAACACCGACUGGCAAGCGGCCCUUUCUUCAUACCGUCGCUUUAGCACCUUGCUGUCCAUAACUGGUUUAUUGUACUGGGAAAGUGUUGACUGAAGUGGCAUUCUAGAUACUCUUACAAACUGACCCAUAAUUUUCACUUUGUUUAAAAAAGUGAAUAGGCUCCAGUGACGUGUUUAUGUUUGUCGUAAAGUAGCCAGAGUCGUAUGUUUGGCCAGAGAAGUGAAGUUCAGUAAGCAAGAGUAGUUUAGGCUGCACUGGUAACAGAGAACUCACGAUGGCCUCUUCUGUGUGCAAUGGGGACUGUCCUGAUCAUCACACAGAACGCUAUGAGGAUAAAGUGCAUCCCCGCACACUGAUCCCUGAGCUCUGCAGGCAGUUUUACCAGCUGGGCUGGGUGACAGGCACUGGAGGAGGCAUCAGCCUCAAGCAUGGAGAUCAGAUCUUCAUUGCCCCUUCAGGAGUGCAGAAGGAGCGAAUCCAGCCUGAAGACAUGUUUGUAUGUGAUUUGGAGGAACGGGAUAUCAGCUGCCCUCCUGCCUGUAAAAAACUGAAGAAGAGCCAGUGCACCCCCCUUUUCAUGAAUGCCUACACAAUGAGAGGGGCUGGUGCAGUGAUCCACACCCACUCAAAGGCAGCAGUGUUGGCUACCCUGCUCUUCCCUGGAAAGGAGUUCCGCAUCACUCACCAGGAGAUGAUCAAGGGCAUUCGUAAGGGCAGCUCGGGGACCAGCUACAGAUACGAUGACACCCUGGUGGUCCCCAUCAUCGAGAACACCCCUGAGGAGAAGGAUCUGAAAGACAGGAUGGCACGAGCAAUGGCUCAGUACCCAGAGUCCUGUGCAGUACUGGUGCGACGCCAUGGGGUAUACGUCUGGGGGGAGUCCUGGGAGAAGGCCAAGACCAUGUGUGAAUGCUAUGACUACCUCUUUGAUAUUGCUGUCCAGAUGAAGCAGUGUGGUCUGGACCCAUCCCAGCUCCCAGCCAAGGAGAAAGGAAUAGUAUGAAAUUGGAGGGUGUAACCUUAAAAUUAAAUUGAAAUGCUGAAACCCAUUGAUUUUAACAGCUUCAGUCUGUGUGCGGAAGUAUUCACCCCCCUGCAAAGUUUUCACAUUUUGUUGGCACCUGAGCGUACUGCACAACGCUUUCAAAUUAGACUUUACAUAUAGAAUCUACACAAACUCCUCCACAUUGAUGUUAAAAAAUGUGUAUAGAAUAUAAAUAAGGAAGAUUUAAAGAGGCAGCUGCUAAAAGAUUAAUCUCAGUUGCAUAAGUAUUCAACCCCUUUGCUACUGCAGUCCUAAAUCAGCUGAGGUGCAAAU
Messenger RNA from Polyodon spathula (Mississippi paddlefish), 1475 nucleotides. Its product is annotated as APAF1 interacting protein. The coding region runs from base 432 to 1160 and encodes 242 amino acids. The transcript is spliced from 7 exons. Gene Ontology annotation, cellular component: cytoplasm. The record is from RefSeq and is a predicted model, not a curated record. NCBI's taxonomy places the organism in Eukaryota, Metazoa, Chordata, Actinopteri, Acipenseriformes, Polyodontidae. Gene Ontology annotation, molecular function: metal ion binding; methylthioribulose 1-phosphate dehydratase activity.